CGCACUUUUCCUUACAGCAACACUUCCGGUUUGUGAUGACUGUUAAUACAAAAAGAUCUAGAAUCAUCAGAAGCCGGAGACAGGAGCAAUAAGGAGAGUUUGUUCUCAGAUUCACAGAAAUCAUCAGUGUAUAAUGGCGUCUUAUUUUGAUGAGCAUGAUUGCGAACCUUUAAAAGAUGGAGAACAACCUAAUCACAUGUUACACAUGGCAAGACUUCUCCUGGACAGUGGAAUGGCAGCUGAAUGGGAUUUAGAAUAUGGCAGGGUUUUUGGAGGAGAGGGAAAAAUUCCACCUGCUUCAAAGAAAGUUGUAGAAUCACUACCUACUCAUCUUGUAACACCUGCAGAGGCGGCCCUGGAGAAGAAAUGUCCUGUUUGUCUGGGUCUGUUUGAUGAGGAGGAUGAACUUCGAGAAAUGCCAUGUGGCCACAAGUUCCACUCCAAAUGUAUACUGCCCUGGCUGGAGAAGGUGAACAGCUGUCCUCUGUGUCGUCAUGAAUUACCUACCGAUGAUCCUGAUUAUGAAGCAUACAAAAAACACAAAGCUAGAGCAAAACAAAGAGAAUACGAAGUGGAAGAGCUGCACAAUUCCAUGUUCGGAUGAUAUGGUCACUAUAAAGAAAAUGAGAACUGAAACUAAAGACAACAUAAUCAGAAAUCAUUUCAUUGAAAUUUUGAUUUGUACAGAAUUCACCUUGGAAAGUGAAGAGUCUUGGCGAACUAGACAAUAUUUCCUGGAUGAAAACUUGAGAAUGUCUGGUUCUGCCUCGUUUUGCACUCACAUUGUACUACAGACAGGAAUAAGGCCUCAUCUGUGAUGUACCUGAGGAAACAUUCAUAUUUAGUGCUGGUCACUUCCUCUCAGGGAAAGAUGAUUACUCUGAUAAAUGUCAUCACGUAAUGCUGGAGAAGAUAAUUAACUUACAAUCCAGCAGAAAGUGUGUUUGAUUGGUGGCAAUGUCAUAUUAUACUAAAUCUUCACACUCUGGCAAUAAAGUUUGUUGUUAAUUUUA
This is a messenger RNA of Mizuhopecten yessoensis (Yesso scallop), 1013 nucleotides long. RefSeq names its product E3 ubiquitin-protein ligase RNF181-like. The coding region runs from base 134 to 604 and encodes 156 amino acids. Gene Ontology annotation, cellular component: cytoplasm. The record is from RefSeq and is a predicted model, not a curated record. NCBI's taxonomy places the organism in Eukaryota, Metazoa, Mollusca, Bivalvia, Pectinida, Pectinidae. The transcript has 6 exons. Gene Ontology annotation, molecular function: ubiquitin protein ligase activity. Gene Ontology annotation, biological process: protein ubiquitination.